This is a messenger RNA of Neocloeon triangulifer, 2237 nucleotides long. RefSeq names its product mucosa-associated lymphoid tissue lymphoma translocation protein 1-like. The transcript is spliced from 15 exons. Gene Ontology annotation, biological process: proteolysis. Gene Ontology annotation, molecular function: cysteine-type endopeptidase activity. The coding region runs from base 114 to 2168 and encodes 684 amino acids. NCBI's taxonomy places the organism in Eukaryota, Metazoa, Arthropoda, Insecta, Ephemeroptera, Baetidae. The record is from RefSeq and is a predicted model, not a curated record.
UAGUACAACAGGAGUGCGGCCGACGGUGGCGCCGAAUUUAUUUGAAUUGGCCCGCCUGGUGAUGCUGAACGAGGAAAACCUUGCAAAAUUGUGAUAUUUUCCUGAUUGUAAGUAUGGAUUUUUCCGACGGGAUCGAUGAAGAGACUCAACUACAAGACUUGCCAAGCACCGUGACUGACAAUUUGAUCACUGAGCUCAACAAGGAGAAACACUGGAUUAAAGUAAUAGAAAAGAUUAACCCAUUUUUCGAAAGGCCUCUGUCAAUCAAUAAAUUUAAGGAAUACGCCAAUCCAUCAGAAAAAUUAAUCGCAGAGCUCAACGAUAGACUUUUUCCUGUGAACGUCCUAGCAGUUGUUUUGGAAAAUUUGCAGCUUUAUGAUCCUCUUUCAACACUUUUAAAGCCUGUGGCUGCCUCAAUCAUUAGUCAGCCAGGAAACGAAAAAGGGAGACUGGAAGUUGAUUUGGAUGGGACGAUGCAGCUGACUUGUCUCGUACAGGGCGUACCUCGACCAGAAAUUAAGUGGCAGGUGGACAACACUGAAAUCCAAGAGGAAGACCAGAAAUUUGAGCUGAAAGAAAGUUACACAGAAAAUGUUUUAAGCUCCACUUUGAUCCUGAAAAAAUUUGGGCCAGAGUCUCAAGGAAGAUACUUCUGCACCGUCAAGCCUCAUUUGCCAAGUAACCCAGAAUUCAGGUCAAAGGGUGUUGACCUUACUGUCAAGUACAGUAAGCCGGUCGUAAUUACGCAGCCCCAGAACCUAUGCCGAGCUGAGCCUGAACCUAUCAUUUUGACGUGUGGAGCUACUGGUUACCCCUCACCAAAUUAUCAGUGGUACUUCAAUAGUAUCAAGUUGCUUGACCAAACAGAGAGUACCCUAAUGAUUGAAACUAGUAUUUCGGAAAAACACACAGGAAAAUACAAAUGUCAAGUUUAUAAUGAUGCUGGCAGUGUUGAUACAAAGGAAGUCAUUGUCAACAUCCCAGAGCAAUUUUUAGCUCCGGUCCAAAGAAGCAGAAAACUUCAAGCUGUGGAAAAAAUUGCUUUGUUAAUCGGAAAUGAGGAUGGAAACUUGCUGAAGCCAGUAAACGAUAUUGUUUUGCUUGCUGAAAAAUUGAAAAGUGUUGGAUUCAAAGUUCUUCCACUAAUUAACCUGGAUUUUGAUGACAUGGUUCAAUUCAUAGAUACGUUCUCUAAUCUUCUUAAAGAAGGAGUUUACGGUUUAUUGUACUACGCUGGACACGGCUGCCAAAGAGAAGCAGAGAUUUUGAUUCCGCCCUACAAGACAUCAGAGUUGUGCACAGAUGAAAAUGGAAUGUGCUCUAAGAUCUCCGAGUCACCGGAAAAGAACAAGACUAAAUCAAAAUGGAUUACGGAGACAUAUAUCCGAGACAAACUGCUAAAGAACAAUCCAAAAAUCAGGAUUAUCAUUCUAGACAUGUGCCUGAAAUAUUAUGACUGCCCUAACUGCCAGAUUCAGGUUUUGACCUCGAAACCAAGUGAUACUCCAGACCUCAAUUAUUUGAAAGCUUGUGCCACAUCUAGAAACAUGUCAUCAUUUGAAACAAAAAAGAAACCUUACAGCAUCUACAUGUCCGAAUUAUCAAAAUAUAUAGGCCCCGAUAUGCCAUUUAAGAUGGCUAGCAUUUUCAACAUAGUCAAUGAAGCUAUAAGUAAGACCGAAGUUCAAAACAUGCCAGAUGAGAAGCAGAGGCAAAUUCCAAGCAUUUCUACAAACAUCUACGAACAUUUCACUUUUGUGGAUGAUGUCACAGGUGACUCAAAAAUCUCCAACUUCUUCAAUUAUGUUUCACCUCCUCCCCAAGAAAUUGAAGUUAAAUUUGAGAACAAGGAAAUUGGUUUAUUUCUGAAUGCGAGAGCAAGUUUUCAGCCAUAUAAGCAGUACAUCAUGAAUACGCUCAUAAUGGUCAUUGACGAUGUAGACUGUGACCUCUGGAACCUAAAGUUAUCCAGUGAUAGAGAUAUUUUGGACAUGGAGGAUUCCUACACUAUUGUCAAAACGGACGCUCCUAAUGAAUUCUUGAUUCACCAUCUACAAAAGUGCAGGACUGGAAUCAACCUCUCUAUAAAUUUAUUGGACAAGAGUGAUAAAAUUGUUGCUUCAACUGCUAUCUUCAUUGCCCAGCCACUGAUAGCAAAAGUAUGUUGACUGUUAAAAUUAUUUUUCUAAUACAAAUUUGGAGCCGCUUGGAAAAUAAAUAAUAUAUUUAGCACCAUA